Molecule: messenger RNA, 3790 nt
Organism: Populus euphratica (Euphrates poplar)
Lineage: Eukaryota; Viridiplantae; Streptophyta; Magnoliopsida; Malpighiales; Salicaceae
Product: E3 SUMO-protein ligase SIZ1-like
Biological process (GO): protein sumoylation
Cellular component (GO): chromatin
Molecular function (GO): zinc ion binding; SUMO ligase activity
Source: RefSeq, a predicted model, not a curated record
AAAUGCCUUUUGUGCUGAUGGAGAUGAAUUUAGUGGCUAGUUGCAAGGGAAAGUUGGCAUAUUUUAGAAUUAAAGAGCUCAAGGAUAUUUUAUCCCUGUUGGGUCUUUCAAAGCAAGGGAAGAAGCAGGAUUUAAUGGACAGAGUUUUGGGCUUGCUCUCAGAUGAUGAAAUUUGCUCCACUCGCAGCUUUGUAAGGAAACAGCAGAUUGGAAAGGAAGCUGUAGUGAAAAUAAUUGAUGAUGCUUACAGAAAAAUGCAGAUUACAGAUGCAUCAGAUUUAGCAGUGAGGGCUCCAAGUGGCUUAGAUACUAUGAGUGUUAAAGAAGAAGUUGAAGAUUUCAUUAGUCCAGAGAAGAGGAUUCGUUGUCCUUGUGGAAGUUCACUGCCAACCGAGUUCAUGAUACAGUGUAUAGAUUCAAAAUGUCAAGUGCAACAACAUAUUAGUUGCGUCAUUUUUCUGGAGAACCCUGUGGAGAGUGACCAUCCAAUUCCACCUGUAUUUUACUGUGAAACAUGCCGUAUUGACCGAGCAGAUCCUUUUUGGGUUACUGAGGCGCAUCUAUCAUUGCCUGUGAAGUUAAAGAGUUCAAAUAUUUCAAUGGAUGGUAAUGUCACAUUGCAGAAUGUGGAAACAACUUUUCAAUUGACAAGAUCAAAUCAACAGCUACUACAGAAUUGUGAAUAUGAUGUUCAGGCCUGGUGCAUGCUUCUCAAUGAUCAUGUUUUGUUUAGGAUUCAGUGGCCGCUUCAUGCAAAUUUGCAGGUUAAUGAUAUGCCCGUGAGAACGCUAAAUAGACCAGCAUCACAGUCUCUCGGUGCUAAUGGCCGGGGGGGAGGCCGUGAUGAUGGUGCACAAAUCAAAUUAUGCAUUCGAGAGGGAAUAAAUAGAAUUUCUUUAUCAGGAUGUGAUUCUCGUGUUUUCUGCUUUGGCAUCAGACUCGUAAAGCGACGAACUGUUGAACAGGUUCUCAACCUGAUUCCCAAAGUUGGUGAGUCUUUUGAAGAUUCUCUUGCUCGUGUUUGUCGUUGCAUUGGUGGUGGGAUGGGUACUACAAACGAAGAUAGUGAUAGUGAUUUGGAGGUGAUUGCAGAGGCGAUUACAGUUAAUCUCCGCUGUCCAAUGAGUGGCUCUAGAAUGAAGAUUGCUGGCAGAUUUAAACCUUGUGCUCACAUGGGCUGUUUUGAUCUUGAAACUUUUGUGAAACUAAAUCAACGCUCUCGCAAGUGGCAGUGCCCUAUUUGUCUUAAGAAUUACUGCUUGGAGGAUAUCGUCAUUGAUCCUUACUUCAACCGCAUUACAACAAUGAUGGGUCAUUGUGAAGAAGACAUAACUGAGAUUGAGGUGAAACCUGAUGGUUCUUGGACUGUAAAGACCAAAGUUGACAUAGGUGAUCUCAGGCAAUGGCAUUUCCCUGAUGGUUCUCUUUGUGCUCUUACUGAUGAAGUUACUUCCUGUUACAAAAUCCCGAGGCAGAUCGAGAAGGGAGAUGGCUUGAAAGCACAUGUUAGUCCUGAGAUCAGAAUUAAGAAUAAUCUCAGUGGAAUCGUGCAAGGAAGAAACCAUCAGCUUGCUUUUUGUUCCUCAAAGAAUCAACUUGAGGGAAGUUUUGUAAAUCAUGGCGAAAGGACAAUAACAAUGAGUAGUAGCACCACUGGAAGCGGCGGGGAUGAAGAGGACCCUAGUAUAAACCAAGAUUACAGUGGGCAUGUUGAAAUAUCUCCCAGUAGUGUCAAUGAGAUCAACUCUAUCUGUCAUUAUUUUGACCCAACACUUGCAAUAAACCAUGGUAGUUCUGUGCCAUCAGGGAAUGCUGACAUCAUUAUUCUAAGUGAUUCUGAUGAAGAGAAUGUCAAUUUAGUUCCUCCUGAAACUGUCUGUGAUACUUACAGAGUAAAUGGGAGUGGUUCUUCAUUGGCUAUCAAUCCUGGAAUAACAGACUCAUACUUAGAAGAUCUAGGUCUCGAUGCAGGUGCAAAUUCUUGUUUUGGUCUCUUUGAUACAGGUGUCAAUGAUGUUGGGAUGUCUAACUGGUCAUACUCUUCUUGUACUCAAGCUGGUCCCCAUUUCCAAUUAUUUAAUACAGACCCAGAUGUAUCAGAUGCUUUUAUUGAUCUGGAUCAUCCUUCCAUUAGUUGUGCUGUUCCAAUGAAUGGUUGUACACUGGCAUCAACGCUAGCUAUAACUUCUGGUGGUGAGGUCCUAGAUUCUUUAGCCUGUGACGCCAAUGUUGAUAUGGAUGUUGGCUUGGUUGAUAAUCAUAUGAGAUUUGUUGCUGAGGACCCCUCAUUACAAGCAUUUCUCCCCGUUCAACCUGUGCAGCCUGACUUGGUGCACCAGCCUACUGUAUCAGAUUGUGCCCCAACUGAGGAUUGGUUUCCCCUUAGCCUCAGCAGCACCAGUGAGAGUUUUGGCAAUCACACCAGGAAUCAUGAUCAGGGUGCUGCUAAAAAUGGGGUUGAUUUGAGAAACCAGUUGGGAUCAAAUCAAGCUACUUCAGUUGCAGCUCUAAAUGAUGAAGCUAGGUCUAAUGGGAAAUAUAACAAGAAAAUUUCAGAUGGCCCUUUCUCAUUUCCUCGCCAGCCACGAUCUGUGAGACAACGUGUUUAUUCUCAAUAGAUUCUGAAAGACAAGAAGGGAAAUACAUUUUUUGAUUCAUUGGGAAGGCUAAUAGCCACUAGUACGAUGCUCCCUGUUCAUGUUGUUUAGUCUUUUUCUUGUGAAUGAAGCACAUAAUUUCUUUCUAGCAUGUGCAUGUGAAGCCUAUUGAUCAUGAUGCCUAUUGGAUCAACGCUGAUGUGCUACAUGAUUUUACAGCAGUAAUGGGUCUGCUUUAUUUAAUGGUACCCUUGUAUUUAUCUAUUGUUGGAUCUUGGUGUUGAAGAUUUGGCAGUGGAGCCAUGGGAUGGGACAGGAUGGUGAGUUGCCAGACGAGCAACAUUUAUGGCAUUACUGUGUCAAUAGGGUGAAAAUUGGGAUUGGAGUUGUGCAUCAUAGAACAUUAAUCCCUAGGUGGAUUUGGAAGUAGAUGAGCAACCAACAGGAAGCGGGGCAGGUUGCUAGAGGUGGUUAAAUUUGAUUUCCAUUUCUUUGGGAACUUCUAUGUUACAACAUUAGAAGGCAUGCAAUAUCUUAUCAGGUUAUUGCUGAAGUGGGUUUUGAAAUAGAUGCAACCAACCGCAAGCAAGGCAGAUUGUAUUCAACUAUGAAAGAGGGGCUGCAGAUGGGGUUCAUCGCACUGCCAACAGACAAGUUGGGCACUCAGAUGAUUUAUCUCUGGUGGCCGAGGUUGAGCAUGGAGAAAAGGGGGGUAAAUAUUGGCUGUGUGACUUGCAAGGUAGAUUCAAGAUGUUCAUCCUGCAACUUGCAUGAUUCAGCAAUUUUCUUCGUCGCAUGUUACCUGUGAAAUGACCAUUGACUUGGAUGAAGAUUUUAAGAUCCUAUAGGCAGAACUAUGACACAUGUAAAUCAAUGAGUAUUCGGCGGCAUCUUUUAACCUUCUCUUGAAUAUUAUUACGCUUGUUGUGUUAUCUUGGGCAAUGCAAAGCUGCAGUACAUUUUCUCAGAGCCACCAACUUCACUCGAGUAAACGUCUAGGUUUGUUUUUCUGGGAUGUUCCUUUUGUGAUCUUUGGUUCUUCGAAGUCUUUCUUGCUCUUUAUGCCCCGUCUAAUUUUCUUGUUGCGUUGGCAUUUCUAUGUUUGUGCAGAACAAAUAUUGUCGCCGUAUACAUGAUUUACCAAGUUUGAACCUUUUCAUCUGGAUGCUACUCAUUUGUAUUUUUUUAGAGUA